This is a messenger RNA of Panicum hallii, 808 nucleotides long. RefSeq names its product thioredoxin-like. Gene Ontology annotation, cellular component: cytoplasm. The transcript has 2 exons. Gene Ontology annotation, molecular function: protein-disulfide reductase activity; oxidoreductase activity, acting on a sulfur group of donors, disulfide as acceptor. The record is from RefSeq and is a predicted model, not a curated record. Lineage: Eukaryota; Viridiplantae; Streptophyta; Magnoliopsida; Poales; Poaceae. The coding region runs from base 51 to 563 and encodes 170 amino acids.
UGGUUUUGUCGUCCCAUUUCCAUUCUGAUUCCGACCAAACGGCCGCCGCCAUGUCCUCGGAGACUAUCGCCGCCGCGGCCACCUCCGGCCUCGGCACCCGCCGCCCGCGUCAUCCCCCUGCCGCCACCGCCUCCUUCCUCUCCUUCCGUUUGCGCCCCGCGGCGCGGCUGCCAGGGGCCGUCGCAGCCUCCGCCUCCGCCUCCCGCCUCUGCAAGGCCAAGGCUCACGGCGACGACCAACUUGGUAAUGUGCUGGAUGUAGCAGAGUCAACAUGGGAUGAUCUCGUCCUUGGCUCUGAGUCUCCGGUGCUUGUCGAGUUCUGGGCACCGUGGUGUGGCCCGUGCCGUCUGAUGCACCCUGUCAUCGAAGAUGUGGCGAAAGCAUACGCUGGCAGGCUACGGUGCCUCAAGCUCAACACUGACAAGAACCGGGACAUCGCGACGAGUUACGGCAUCAGAAGCAUCCCUACCAUCUUGAUUUUCAAGAAUGGGGAGAGGAAGGAGACGGUGAUCGGCGCCAUCACAGAUACCACACUGGCAAUGACGGUGGAGAGGUUCUUGUAGGCCACCCACAGGCUGCUCACCAUCUACUGAGAGGUCAAAAGUCGCAAACAUAAAAAGAAACUGAGAUUGCAUACAGGACUCUUGUAGUGUUUUCUUUUAAUUAUUUUGGGCAUUUUGAUGAUGAUUGCUGCCGUCGUUACCAAUACCGCCUUUUGCAAACAUGAAAAGAAACAUCUUGGUAUGCACGGUACACGUGUUACAUUAUUUCCCUAUGUGAAAAGAUGUUUGCUGGCAUGUUUGUCAUC